Messenger RNA from Truncatella angustata, 1575 nucleotides. Its product is annotated as major facilitator superfamily domain-containing protein. NCBI's taxonomy places the organism in Eukaryota, Fungi, Ascomycota, Sordariomycetes, Amphisphaeriales, Sporocadaceae. The record is from RefSeq and is a predicted model, not a curated record. The transcript has a single exon. The coding region runs from base 1 to 1575 and encodes 524 amino acids. Gene Ontology annotation, molecular function: transmembrane transporter activity. Gene Ontology annotation, biological process: transmembrane transport.
AUGUCGACCACUACAACCUUAGCAGGAAGCAGAGCGCCGUCUGCUCAUCUUGUAUCACUUGAUCACCCUGAAGCUUGUGGGGAUAAAAGUACAUCAAAGUUCCAGCCCGAUUUCAAGCACGGAAAACAAAGUGAAACGCCAUCUAGCGACACUGAUGGCAAGGAAACUGGCGAAAGGUAUCCAGGCAAUAUUGUUGGAUGGGAUGGACCCGACGACCCGGAAUGUCCCCGAAAUUGGCCCAAAUGGAAGAAAUGUUUCUUCGUCCUCGUCACCUCGGCGGUAAUCGCAACUGUAUCUUUCGGAUCCAGCGUGUUCGCACCAGCCUCCAAAGUCACUGCUGUCGAAUUUGAUGUUUCUGUGAUCGUCAUGCGACUUGCAGUGGCACUCUGGAUUUUGGGAUUUUUUACAGGCCCGAUCUUCUUCGGGCCGCUUUCGGAGCUUUUCGGCCAUGCUAUGGUGUUUUCGAUGGCCAUAUGUGGUGUCGCCAUUUUCCAGCUGCCCAUUGCUCUCGGUGAAAACCUUCAGACGAUUCUAAUAAGUCGAUUUUUCUCUGGUGUCUUUGGAAGUGCGGCAUUCGCGACAGUGUCAGGAAUGUACGUCGAGCUGUAUGAGCCGAUACCUCGAGGUGUUGCGCUGGGAUUAUCCUCGAUAUGUAUUAAUCUUGGAGCUACGAUUGCACCCAUCGCUGGUGCCUAUAUCGUUGAUGGGUCUGGGUCACAGUGGCGAUGGACGGCAUGGGCGACCCUCAUCGUCAUGAGCACAUUUGGUAUCGCUGCACUUUUCGCUGUACGGGAAUCGUCGUCAAGGAUGAUUCUGAGGCACAAGGCAAAACGACUGCGUUUCGAGACGGGGAACUGGGCGCUCCACUCCAAGUCAGAGGAGACCCGCGUUGAGUUCAAGGACAUCAUUUAUCGUUACUUGACAAAACCCGUCCGGAUGUUCAUCACAGAGCCGAUUUUGAUCAUAUUCACGAUAUAUCUGACACUGGUUUAUGGCACCCUAUAUCUGUCGUUUCAAGCUUUCCCGACUGCGUUCCAGGAAAGAGGUUGGUCAACCAGAGCGAGUUCGCUACCGUUCAUUGCCGUAGUCUGUGGAGUUAUCUCGGCCUGGGGCGUACAAUCGCUUUUCACCAUAACCUGGUACAAGAACCAAGUUGUGAGACUUCACGGGCCUGCGCCGCCCGAGUAUCGGUUACCACCGAUGAUGGUAGGGGCAUUUAUUCUUCCACCAUCGCUCCUGUGGUUUGGAUGGUCUGGAAAUGUCCAUCCUGCUUCACAGAUUAUCGCAACAUACUUCAUCGGAUUGGGUCUAAUGCUGAUUUUCGUGCCCGGUAUUUCGUACAUCGUCGAUGUGUACGGCUUUCACUCUAACUCGGCCAUGUCCAUACACGUUAUUGUGCGAAGUUUGAUAGCUUGUUCCUUCCCUAUGUUUGGGAGUAUAAUGUACGAGAAACUGGGGGUAGCCUGGGCCUCAUCAGUGUUGGCCUUCCUAUGUAUUGCCUUGGCGCCAGCACCUCUACUAUUUUGGGUAUAUGGCAAGAAGAUCCGAAGCUGGUCAUCGUUUGCUUUUGAUUGA